GCCGUCGUCUCGUCUCGUCUCAUCGCUCCAGCAUCCAGCCCGCCAGCCCACCAGAAGGAAAAGCAGCCGCAGAGCAUCGCAGCCGAUAUGGUCUCGACGACAGCCGUCCCCAGUGGGGGCUUCAACUUUGAAAACUUCACCAGAAAUGCAAUGAUGCUCAACAAUGGAACAGCCAUCCCCAAGGCCACCAAGACCGGCACCACAAUUGUGGGACUGAUCUUCAAGGACGGUGUCGUUCUGGGCGCCGAUACUCGAGCCACAGAGGGCCCGAUUGUCGCCGACAAGAACUGCGAGAAGAUUCACUAUCUUGCGCCAAACAUGUACUGCUGUGGCGCUGGUACCGCUGCCGACACCGAGAUGACGACCAACUUGAUUUCCUCCAAGCUUGAGCUGCAUGCCUUGUCGACUGGUCGUGAAGCUCGGGUUGUGACGGCCAUGACCAUGCUGAAGCAGAUGCUCUUCAAGUACCAAGGACAUAUCGGUGCAGCUCUUGUCCUGGGCGGCUACGACAUCAGUGGCCCGCAGCUGUACACCAUCGCGCCCCAUGGCAGUACCGAUAAGCUUCCAUACGUCACCAUGGGUAGUGGAUCACUCGCGGCCAUGGCCAUUUUUGAAGCCAGAUGGAGAAGAGACAUGACGCGCGAAGAAGGAAUCCAGCUGGUCAACGACGCUAUUGAGGCCGGUAUUUUCAAUGACCUUGGAUCCGGCAGUAAUGUGGAUGUAUGUGUGAUCACCAAAGGAAACGUGGAGUAUCUGCGAAACUACAAUCGGCCCAACGAGCGCGGUGCAAAGGAGCAAAGCUACGCACGACUGCUUCCCCCGGGAACAACAGCCAUUCGCUCGACCGAUAUCCGUCAAUUCGUCACCGUCGCUGAGGCCGAUGCCAUGGAUACAAGCUAAAGGGGCUGAUAAGGAGAAUCGGGCCACUCGGUCUUGUGUUAACCCGUCUAAGCCCGGUACCCUUGACGGCCAAAUACAUCCAAUAAACAGCCAUUUAUCCGCGACAACCGUGCCAGCACUCAUAGUAUGAAGCGGGACACUACGAAAUCAUCAAGCGUUUAGCGA
Messenger RNA from Polychytrium aggregatum, 1065 nucleotides. RefSeq names its product proteasome subunit beta type-7. NCBI's taxonomy places the organism in Eukaryota, Fungi, Chytridiomycota, Chytridiomycetes, Polychytriales. Gene Ontology annotation, molecular function: threonine-type endopeptidase activity. The transcript is spliced from 6 exons. The record is from RefSeq and is a predicted model, not a curated record. Gene Ontology annotation, cellular component: proteasome core complex. The coding region runs from base 88 to 900 and encodes 270 amino acids.